Messenger RNA from Trichomonas vaginalis G3, 876 nucleotides. RefSeq names its product U6 snRNA binding. The transcript has a single exon. NCBI's taxonomy places the organism in Eukaryota, Parabasalia, Trichomonadida, Trichomonadidae. The record is from RefSeq and is a predicted model, not a curated record. Gene Ontology annotation, molecular function: metal ion binding; U6 snRNA binding; pre-mRNA binding. The coding region runs from base 1 to 876 and encodes 291 amino acids. Gene Ontology annotation, cellular component: U2-type catalytic step 1 spliceosome; Prp19 complex; U2-type catalytic step 2 spliceosome.
AUGAGUGGCGAAAAAGAUUCUUUGCUAGAGCUCUUAGAUCCACCUUUUCCUUUAGUUUACAAAGGAAUAUUGCCACCAGAUAAUCAUUUUCAAAUGAAAAAAUCAAGAUUAAGCAGAGAAUGCGCUGUUUGUGAAAGAGUUUUCUCUGUAUUCUUUUGGAUGUAUAAUGGAGUUCCAUAUAAAACUUAUAUAUGUCAAAUAUGUGCAAAAGCAGCUAAUGUUUGCCAGUGUUCUUUAUUAGAUUUAGACAUUGGAAUUCCAGUUAUAGUCAGAAACAAGUUAUUAAAAAUGCAGCAAGGUGAUUUCACUUCUAAGUACAAAAGAUGGUAUAACAACAGACUUGUUGAUCGCCAAAUCGAAAACGGGGAAGAAUGGAUGGAUGGAUCUCUUCGUGACAAGGUUUUACAUUUAGACCCUACAAUAGUUGCUGAAUGCCAACAAAUUGUUAAACAAGAUCCUUAUCUUACUUAUAAAAAAGCUACUGUUUGUCCAGAUUGGCUUGCAGGAAACUGUAUUUAUGGUGAAUCAUGUUUCUUCUCACAUAAAUUACCUCUUCCUGGUGAAAGUAGCCCAAAUUGUUCCAAAUAUGGAAUCAGAUCAAGAUAUCUUGGAACUCUAGAUCCAAACGGUUCAAUUGUCAUUGAUAAACUGCUUAACAUCAAUCCAAAUGCCUUUAAAUCAAAGCAGCAAGCUCCAGAACCAGAAGAAGUUGAAUUGCCAAAAUUUGAAGAGAAAAGGGUUGAAAAACCUAUAAUGACACUUCCUUCAAACCUUGGAGAAGCAUAUUCAUAUAGCGAACCUUUACCUUAUCCAUCCAAAGAAAAAUACGAAUUUCCUGAUUUUGUCAAUGGAGUAUUUAAGUUACCUGAUCAAUAG